GAGUCCUCAAUUAUAUAACCAAAACCAUAAGAUUCAUUUAAUCUGAAAUGAAGAUCAACGGUUUAUAUUCCUUGAGUUAUCAAAGGUACAGAUAAUAGUUGUUAACGUAGGCGUGCAGCGUACACCAGGCAUGCGCUAGCCUUUGCCACAUAUAUAUUUGUAUAUACUUAGUGUAUGCACAUUAAGUUUUGCUAUUUAAACCAUGAAUUGACCGAAGUUUGAGGCAUGAUACUAUACCCUAACCUUUAAUAUGUGAACCCCACUCCUCAAUUUUGUAACCCAAUCUAUAAGAUUCAUUGAAUCUUAAAAUGGAAAUCAACGGUGUAGAUGUCUUGAAAUUAUCAAAGUACAAAUAAUAUGUGUGAACGUAUGCGUACACGUGCCUAUAAAAGAUAAAUUAAAGAAACUAGUCAGUGUGUUGAAUUAAUUUCUUGGAAAGCAUUGACGACAGUGAACCUCAUUUCAGGUUGACGGUUAAGCAGUGAAUCUCUAGUUAAUCGGGCUGCGGACCAAUUGGUUUGACAGUUAAUCGGAUUACGGGUCAAUCGGGUUAUGUAUUGAACAUGUUGCAUACCAUUGACUUUUAGUCAAUUCAGAGUGUGGUGGAGUGGCGAUUCGGGUUAACCGGAUGAGUUAUGUUUUGACAACUCUAGUUGUACCAAUUUGGGGGGUUGUUUUCGUCAAUUCAUAUUGCGUUCUAAGUUGUGAUUCUGGUUAACCGGGUGGAUUUUGUUUUGACACCUCUAGUUGGACCCAUUUAGAAGGGGGAAUGAAUGGAAAGUGGGAGAUGGAAGACAGGCCAAGCACUAUAAAAUAUAAAUACCCGAAGCGUGGAAUUUUCAUCCUAGAGCCAAUCCAAUACAUCAAGUACUCAACUUCCCCCUACUCUGUAUAUGUUGGCCGAAAAGGAAAAAUGCCUUUAGUUACCGAGACCGUGACAUAUAGGAUGUUGUCCUCCGCCAGCGAUGUUUGGACCGCCGUCACCGCCGCCACAGCUGUUUUCCCGAUGGCUAUGCCCAACCUCUACGCCGGCAUCAAGCGCAAUGGCCGCGACGGCUUCACCGAAGGCUCUAUGCGUGACAUCACAUUUGGUCCUGCUUACAACAUGGUGGUGGGAUCGGCGAGGGAAGAGAUCUUUGAAGUUGACCAUUCGAACAUGACGAUGAAGACGUUGAUGAAUGACGACGGAGCAUUCGUGCCGCGGCUCUUCGACAGCGUCGACAUCACCACGGCCGUGGUGCCUUCCUCCCGCACUAACCUUAGGGCCACAGGCUGCACGAUUACUUGGUCGUUUAGGUACGAGAGUGCUAGGGGUAACGGCGACAUUAACUACCUCAAGAACGUGAUGCAGACUGCAUUUCAGGAUUUGGACGACUACCUCAGGCGGGGAUAAGAAAAAGACUACCUUCCUUCCAUUGUCGACAAGGCGAGUAUUAUAAUAAUACGGUUGACUCGAUUCUCUUGUGUUACGUUGUAGACCGUCUUUUGUUUUGUGCUUGGUCGUUAUUAAUUCUUUUGUUUUGUGUGGUGCAAGCUUCAAUACCUUGUAGUUCUUCUUAAUGUUUUCGAAGAAGAGGUUUAACUUCGGUAGUUAAUUGCUAAAAAAAUUGGUCAAAGAACCGGUCAUGUAAAAUUUGCAAAGAAAAAAAAAACCAUGGAUUAUUUGUCAUUUUCCUGAAACAUAAUAAAAUUUUGUGAAACUU
Molecule: messenger RNA, 1703 nt
Organism: Linum trigynum
Lineage: Eukaryota; Viridiplantae; Streptophyta; Magnoliopsida; Malpighiales; Linaceae
Source: the annotation of a GenBank genome assembly